Messenger RNA from Drosophila ananassae, 1632 nucleotides. RefSeq lists its product as uncharacterized. Bases 363 to 1292 code for a protein of 309 amino acids. The transcript has 6 exons. NCBI's taxonomy places the organism in Eukaryota, Metazoa, Arthropoda, Insecta, Diptera, Drosophilidae. Gene Ontology annotation, biological process: phospholipid metabolic process; arachidonate secretion. The record is from RefSeq and is a predicted model, not a curated record.
GAUCAGUUGCUGACUUUGCGCGGCAGCGAGCGGUUUGCACAUUGCGAUUGUUGAUUUUCUAUUUAGUUUCUAGUUAGUUUCAGUCUUAUUUUUUGUUGUUUUUUGUCCGGUUCGAGUUUUUCUGUUUUCUGUAUUUUUAAAGCUGCGCAUGCGCCUCUUUUGAAUCGCGGUUUUUUCAGUUUUUGGCCAAGACCAGCGCAUAUAAUUUUUUGUUGUCGUGAGAGGGAGGAUAUUUCUAUUGCUGAAGGACUAUUUGGGUAGCGGCUCAGUCCAGCCGGCGAUGCCAUAGUGGCAGCUCCACCCGAUCCUGCAGAGUCCUCCUAAACUCCCGCCAAAAUAAGAAACAAAAAUAAAUAAUAACUAUGCCCUACAAUCUGUGGCUGAGGAGGCGCCUCCAAUUGCUGGCCUCGGUGCUCUUCUGCUGCCUGCUCGGCUAUCUGACCUCGGCGGCGGUGGCCAAGCCCACAUUAUCCUUCAGCCUGCCACAGGGACUACAGGGUUUCCCCUCGUUCCAGUCCUUCACCCAGCAGAUCAUCGAACAGCGCAGUGUCCGGCAGAUGAAGACCUACAGCGGGAAGCGGGUGAGCAACGACUCGCUCAUUAUGAUAUACUAUCACGAUCUGACCAUAGCCGUUACGGAGCUGGGACCCCAGAAGCUGUUGCUCGGCUGUGAGCUGAUCGAAAUCUACAACGACAAGGAGGGAAAGAUGCUCUUGGAAGGACUCUCGCACUACAAUCGCCCCCUGGAGAUCAAGUUCGAUGAGAUGCUGAAGCUGAUGGACCAGUGCGAGCACGUGGACAAGAUCAGUUACGCCUCCAGGCACAAGGCCAAAGUGGAGAACGGAGAACGGAGCAGUGGUGGAGGUGAUCCCGCCUCUGCUGGAGCAACCAACGAUGGAGUGGCCCUGAAACUAGCCACCAAUAUCUUUCCAAGGAGUCCCUUCUCCCUGCUGAGUGGCAUUAUACCAGGAACCAAGUGGUGUGGAACUGGCGACAUAGCCGAGACCUACAGCGAUCUGGGCAGUGAAAUGGCCAUGGAUCGGUGCUGUCGUCAGCACGAUCUCUGUCCGGUGAAGAUCCGGGCCUACCAGCACAAAUACGAACUGAACAACGACUCCCUCUACACAAAAUCCCAUUGCAUUUGCGAUGACCUGCUCUUCUCCUGCCUGAAGAUGACCAAUACCUCGGCCUCGCAGUUGAUGGGCUCCAUUUACUUCAAUUUGGUGCAAGUACCGUGUCUGGAUGGACGCAGCAAUCAUUACAAGUUCCGGGCGGCCAAGGAGGGUUUCUAGGAGUUCCGAUUCAAGGACCACGGAAUGGGGGAAUAUAAUUUGGGGAUGGGGACAAAGAACUAUACUCAAUGUACAGGAGGCCAAAUGAUAAGGAUAACAAGGAUAUAAUGAUGAGACAAUGAAUCGCCAAAGGCGAUGUACUUUUUUUUAAUUUAUUUCAUUUUUUAUUUUUAUUUUUUAACCAACAAUUAGGCCCGCUUUGUUAGCGUUAUCUAGAUAAGAUAUAUAAAGUAGUGUUUCAAUCUUUGUUAUACAAAAUACAAAAUACAAAAUAAAAGUAUAAAUAUAUAGUAUUAUUUAUAUAUAUAUUGAUUAGUUCGUUUGUCUUUAUUCGUUAAUC